Fusarium vanettenii 77-13-4 is the source of this 459-nucleotide messenger RNA. RefSeq lists its product as uncharacterized. The record is from RefSeq and is a predicted model, not a curated record. NCBI's taxonomy places the organism in Eukaryota, Fungi, Ascomycota, Sordariomycetes, Hypocreales, Nectriaceae. The coding region runs from base 1 to 459 and encodes 152 amino acids. The transcript is spliced from 2 exons.
AUGCCAUUAACGCCCCCUUGUGAUCCAUUCAAUGGUAUCAAGGCUGUCACAAUCUGGAUCCAAGGAAAAGAGGACCUUGAACGCCCUCCUGAGGAUGUGGAGGAACUGAGAAAGAGACUGCCGCGCCGCAAGAGGCCCGCCACUGACCCUCCACCUGAGGGAGAAUGCAUUCCCGUCGCUCUGAAAGGCGUGGCUUUGGAUCACCUGGAGGGGCGCCCGCUUGGCGCCGCCUUGAUUGGACCCUAUACUACCGAUGUAAUCGGUAGAAACUCACGAGAUUCCCGGGUGCUAGCAGGGGAAAUGCGAGUCCUUGAAGUCUUCCACCUGGAAGAGCGCCAGACUGAGACACGAGAUCUAACUCGCAGGAUCUUGGUCGCAUCUGUCUUUCACUCUUCUGCUAUCGCAUUAGACGUCCCGAGCGAUAUCAAGACUUCAAAGUUUCCAUAUCUUCUGAAUUAG